Messenger RNA from Bubalus bubalis (water buffalo), 1055 nucleotides. Its product is annotated as olfactory receptor 6C2-like. Gene Ontology annotation, cellular component: membrane. Gene Ontology annotation, biological process: G protein-coupled receptor signaling pathway. Gene Ontology annotation, molecular function: olfactory receptor activity; G protein-coupled receptor activity. The record is from RefSeq and is a predicted model, not a curated record. Lineage: Eukaryota; Metazoa; Chordata; Mammalia; Artiodactyla; Bovidae. The transcript has a single exon. Bases 120 to 1055 code for a protein of 311 amino acids.
AAAAUUUUUUAAUGCCUGUGAGUUUGUUUGCAUUGUUUUGCCUCCAUUAAUAACCACUUUAUGCAUAUCAAAUAUUUCUGAAUCAUAAAUGCAGAUUGAAUAAAAGUCAGGAUUCAGUGAUGAGAAACCACACAGUAACAACUUUUACCCUGCUGGGACUGACUGAUGAUCCACAACUGAAGAUUGUGAUUUUCAUCUUUUUAUUUCUCACCUACAUGUUGAGUGUAACUGGGAACCUGACAAUCAUCUCCCUCACCUUCAUAGACUCUCACCUGAAAACUGCCAUGUACUUUUUCCUACAAAAUUUCUCCUUCUUAGAAAUCUCAUUUACAUCUGCUUGUAUUCCCAGAUAUUUGUAUAACAUAUCAACAGGUGACAAAACAAUAGCAUAUAAUAACUGUAUCAGUCAAAUAUUUUUUGCUGAUCUUUUUGGUGUAACUGAGUUUUUUCUCCUGGCUACCAUGUCCUAUGAUCGAUACGUGGCCAUCUGCAAACCCCUGCAUUAUAUGACUAUCAUGAACAACAUGGUCUGUAGAAGACUCAUCCUUUGUUGCUGGAUGGCUGGCUUGUUGAUCAUAAUCCCUCCACUUAGCCUGGGCCUGCAUCUAGAAUUCUGUAACUUCAAUGUUAUUGACCAUUUUUUCUGUGAUGCAGUCCCCCUUCUAAAAAUCUCAUGCUCAGAAACGUGGCUUAUAGAGCAAAUGAUCAUAGUCUGUGCAGUGUUGACCUUUAUCAUGACCCUCAUGUGUGUUGUUCUCUCAUAUAUAUACAUCAUCAAGACCAUUUUACAAUUCCCUUCUGCCCAGCAAAGGAAAAAGGCAUUUUCCACAUGUUCUUCCCAUUCGAUUGUGGUCUCCAUCACCUAUGGAAGCUGUAUUUUCAUCUAUGUUAAGCCUUCAGCAAAGGAAUCAGCAGGUAUUAAUAAGGGUGUGGCAAUGCUCACUACUUCAAUUGCUCCUAUGCUGAACCCCUUCAUUUACACCUUGAGAAACAAGCAAGUUAAACAAGCCUUUGGUGAUGCAAUCAAAAGAAUUGCAUUAUUCUCCAAGAUCUAA